UACAUGCAAGUAAAGCGUCACCCAGUCGUUUUUUAUGCAUAUGAUAAAGCAGAAUGGUAGUUAUUCUGGAGAGGGAUAUUGAAGAGGUGUAGAAGUUACUGCCACUUUAAAUCCACCUGUUGGGAGACACCGCCUGCGCCUUUUGUGGAGUGGAUCUAUAGGUUAAUCGUGUUUUGAGGGGAGCGCUUAUUACCUGUUAUGUCGCCUGGAGAGAGUUGCUGAGCUCGUGUUUAAAAUCUCUCGUGGCGCCACUUUGUCGUGUCGCAGAAUGGAUUACCUGUGUCUGUCAGCUACAGUCCGCGUCUCCGGACUGCCCUAGAGUACUGUACAGCGUCUUGUGGAUCGCAUCGCAUCUACUUCGGGGAUAUUAUCGUGACCGAUGUGUUUUGAGAAGAUAGCCAUUUCCUCCUUUUUCUAUGUCCCUAUUUACACACACCGCGCUUUCUUCGAAUAUUGCCAUUAUGCCGAAGCUUAUUAUGGGAGCCGUCUGGUUUUGAAACACGGCGUUUAAAGAGUGAAACUUGCGCACCCUUCGCUGGAGACGAUCUGCAACAAAUUGUUGCAAACGUUCAGAAGACGAUGCUCGAUUUGUCUUUUGUCGGUGUUGCGCCCUAAUUUUCAGUUUUCCCUCUGAAUCAUCUCUGGGAAAAUUUCCACGGGUUAAUUUAAAUGAUGUUUACUUUUGCUGCCUUCUGCUACAUGCUCUCGUUGGUUCUCUGCGCCUCGUUGAUCUUCUUUGCAAUUUGGCACAUAACGGCCUUCGAUGAGCUCCAAGCGGAUUUCAAGGUCCCGAUCGAUCAGGGCAAUCCACUUCACGCGCGGGAGAGGCUCAGGAACAUCGAGCGGAUCUGCUUCCUCCUGCGAAAGCUGGUGCUUCCGGAAUAUUCCAUCCACGGCCUCUUCUGCAUUAUGUUCCUGUGCGCUCAGGAGUGGCUGACUGUGGGCCUCAAUGUCCCGCUCCUCUUCUACAACACGUGGAGUAGGUACUUCCAUAGCCCCACGGACACGCCCGAGCUCCUCUACGACCCCGCGUCCGUGAUGAACGGCGACACGCUCAAGUUCUGCCAGAAAGAGGCCUGGUGCAAAAUGGCGUUCUUCGUCCUCUCCUUCUUCUACUAUCUCUACUGGUGUGUGGUUUGUACCACUUUCCCCAUGUCCCCGAGCACAGUAUGAACUAUAUUAAUCGUCGUUCGGUUAUUAACGUGUGAGGAAUAAUGGUGACAGAAUCUCUCGUUGUUGUCGUUCUGUCCUCCGCAGUUGUGCAUAUGUAAAAUGCAGGGUUGGUUUUAUUUUUAUUUGUUUAUUUUAUUUUGUUGUUUUUAAUUUAAAAAAUAAAGUACAUUUUUGUUGGCUGUCGGAUGGUUUGUGCCAUCCGAGCCACUGUUCUAGCGGUGGGUUGGCCCCGUUGCCUGGCACCGGAUUCAGACUGAUGUAAAAUGAACUACAUUUAGCAAAGAAAGGGCUUGAAGCUUUGAUCUUCAUUUCUCUGCAUUGUUUGUUAUCUAAUACCUAAAAACAUUCUUAUGAUCAAUAAGUCUAAAUUUAUGAAGAUCAAGAGCAGGGAGAUGGUCCUUUCAGAAAGACCCCGGUUUUUUGGUGGCCUCUCAACGUGGUCAUUUGUUUUAAUUUUUUUUUUGUUACCCCCCCCCCCCCCACCCCCUUUCUGAACAGCGGUUGUGAACAUGGUGUUGCUUCCCUUUAUUAUAGCGUGUACUGGACCUGACCUGAGAUUUCACGCCUCAUUGGUCGUAGUGAGUUUGACCCCCCCACCCAUACUGUUCCUACUUAACAGCACUCCUGUUUUUUGGAAACACAGCCUGAUGCCAUGCUGUCCCUUUAGGAACUGGUGGAUGUAGCACACAACCCAAGGAACCCACAAACAGUGCCCCCCCCCCCCCCCCCUUCCCACAGGUCCCAAACAGCUGGUGUUUUUGCAACAGGAAAUCUUGUCGAUACGGUGGUUGCAGCCCAGUUCAGCAAAAUGGCAGCCAUUUAUAAUUCAGCAGUGCUGCCCUGCUUGCUUAUAUUAGUCCCUUUCAUGUCAAUUGGUAUUUUAACCAUUAUGCAUGACAGCCUUACCCUCGCCUACCCCAUUUACAUACACAUGCACACACACACCUAACCCUCAGCCCUCCACCCUCUACACGCGCACGCCCACACACACACGCACAUGAACACAAACACACACAUACAAACAUGCAGGCAUGCACACACACACAUAUACACACACACACACACACACACAUAUACACAUGCACACACACACAC
Molecule: messenger RNA, 2268 nt
Organism: Anguilla anguilla (European eel)
Lineage: Eukaryota; Metazoa; Chordata; Actinopteri; Anguilliformes; Anguillidae
Gene: cnih3
Product: cornichon family AMPA receptor auxiliary protein 3
Exons: 5
Coding region: 670-1173 (167 amino acids)
Biological process (GO): regulation of AMPA receptor activity; vesicle-mediated transport
Cellular component (GO): synapse; dendrite
Source: RefSeq, a predicted model, not a curated record